GAAUGAUCUGAUAUCACCGCGUUCGGCAGCGGGUUCACUGCAGUCGUUCUGACGGCGCGAGACGGUGUAAUCGCGUUAGUCGCUUGAUCGCUGAUCGUCAUCUGUUCCGUUCUGUUGUGGUUUUAUGUGUGCAAGUGUCAAAGUUAUUGUUGGCGAGUUGGUUGCUUCGCUGCUCCUGCAACAUGUUGGUUUUCGAACAGAGCCCAGCGAACCACCACCAGAAGGAAGUUCUGUCCUCCAAAUCUGGCCAACACUUAGUCAAAGUAUCUUCCCGAAAUGGACCACUGAUCUCAAAGGCAUCACUCACGUAUACAAAAACCAUUCAGAGUAACAAAGACUCGUUCUCGUCGGACUAUGGAUCCCAUCUGCAUCAAACAAGUAGUUCGUCUAGCAAACAUUUAAGCAGUUCCUGCCACAACGGAAUUUCCAGAAGCUCUUUUAUCCGUACAGAUCUCCCGUUGUUAGAUACAAGCAAAUCGUCUUCCAGGCUCAACCUAAACCAAGGGAAGUCGGCAAAUACCCCCAAUUCCCCGAUGGUCGAAUCAUUCCCUGCCAUCAAUAACAACUCCCAUGGCUCCCACGAACUCACCAAUAACAACAAGGAGGAGAAUGGAUUCCCGAUGACACCGUCUGAGGCUCUUCGUCUGUACGGCAACCGGCUGUCGGAGUACGAAAAGACUGAAAUAGAGAACUAUUCGAAAAUCUGGUACCUCGGCCUGUCUGCCUGCAAGAUCCACGGGGAGCAGGGGUCGUCGCAGAAUGGUGGGUACGACGACGACAGCGGGAGCUACAACAAGGUUUUGCACGACCAUAUAUGCUAUCGCUACGAGAUCCUUGAGGUGAUAGGCAAGGGUAGUUUCGGGCAGGUUAUCAGAGCCCUUGACCACAUGACCAACAAGCACGUCGCCAUUAAAAUUAUAAGGAACAAGAAGAGGUUCCACCACCAGGCGUUGGUCGAAGUUCGUAUUUUGGAUCACCUCCGGAAAAAGGACAAGGACUGCAACCACAACGUCAUCCACAUGUUGGACUACUUUUAUUUUAGGAAUCAUCUCUGCAUCAGCUUUGAACUGCUCAGCCUUAAUCUGUAUGAACUCAUAAAGAAGAACAACUAUCAGGGAUUCAGCCUCAACCUUAUCAGGAGAUUUGCCACCUCCCUGCUGAAAUGUCUCAGGCUGCUGCAGAAGGAGAAUAUCAUUCACUGUGAUCUCAAACCGGAGAACGUUCUCUUGAAACAGAGAGGCAGUAGUUCCAUAAAGGUGAUAGAUUUUGGUAGUUCGUGUUACUCAAACCAAAGAGUGUACACUUAUAUCCAAUCGAGGUUCUACAGAUCUCCAGAGGUCAUACUCGGCCUCACUUACGGCACUGCCAUCGAUAUGUGGAGCUUAGGGUGCAUACUGGCGGAACUGUACACAGGUUACCCCCUAUUUCCUGGAGAAAAUGAAGUGGAGCAACUAGCCUGCCUGAUGGAGGUACUGGGACCACCGCCCGACGAGCUCAUCUCCGUCGCCACAAGAAGGAGACUAUUUUUCGAUUCUCGUGGAAACCCUCGUUGCAUAACAAACUCGAAGGGCAGGAAGCGGAAGCCUGGGUCGAAAAACCUAGCGAUGGUGCUGCGCUGCAAUGAUCCACUCUUCAUAGACUACAUCUCCAAGUGUUUAGACUGGAACCCGAAGAAGCGCAUGACCCCAGAGGAGGCCGUGCGGCACCCCUGGGUGCUGGCCGGCACUUCCCAGAAGCCGGGGGACCUCCGCCACAGCCACUCCGAUAUCAACGUGGCCCACGACAGUCACUCCUCGAGCAGCACCUCGGGCAGCAGCCACUCACGGGUCCACCACAAAUGCAUUGUACAAAAAGGUGAUAAAGUAAAGGCCAAAAUCAUAGAGACUAGGAUACACGACAGCGUCGCGAAGCUGGACACCAACCUUAACGAUUCCGGCACCUUCCUGCCCCCCAUUCUCUAGCUAAACGCGAAGAAAAAGACGUUAUGAACUCGCGGGAGAACGUUCUGGGUGUAGUAAUGUUGUCAGGGCUAGAGACGAGUGCCAAAGGCUCUUCGAUCGUUGUUUUAGACGUUAGGAGCAACCGAAACUGAUGAGCGGGUCUUCGACAGGGAGCGUUUUUAGGUAGAACCUCGGAUAUUUAUUGUAGAAACAGGAGAAUAUGCACAAGUAUGUCCGAAAACAUAAACGGAACGAUACCUGCUUCUACAAAUUGAAACGUACCGUAAUGCGGCGGCGAACAUUUAUGAAGCCCCUCGUAAGUCUCAAAAACGUACGAGGGGUAUACGAGAAAUAUCCGCUAGUGUACAAGGCUUCCGGCGAAAAUGAUCACCCCGGUAAGUUUUUUAUUUUUUAAGGAAAAGCGUUUCCUAUAAAGGUCCUUUCACAGAUUAAAAAAUUUAUAUAAAAAAAACAAUUGAGCAUCGCAUAUACCUAUUUAUACAGGGUGGUCUGGGCUUUAAACGGGAACUUCAUUAAGUGAUAGAGCAAAUUAUUUUAUAAGCAAAAAGGGUGUUAAUAUUAAAAAGAAUAUUAAUUUUUUUAAAUCUCUCUGAGGACGUUCGACGUAGAUUGAUGAAACUUGGUAGAGUGAUUCUACUAGUUACAAGUAAGAAUUCGCUAAAUUUACUUCCGAAUAUAUCAACCAGUGGCGCAGAUACGGGGAGUCGGUAUUAUGAGCAGCCUGAAAAUUUCGACGCCACUAAAUAUCCCGGGAAUUAGAUUAAAUAGUGAUUUUUCUCAGAGGAAAUGUGGCCUCCAUUUUGUUGGAAGAAUGAGCCAUUGUAGAGAUAUAUAUUUUUUUAUUUUAUAAUAAACUUACCUUUGAUAAAUUAAAUGGCAAACUAAUAGUUCUGAAAAAUCGAUUUAAAGAGAUUUUUAAUAUAAUCUGAUGCAUCACAAGUUCAAAACGUCGUUGUCAAAGAAUUUUAAUUUUUUAAGAAUAUAAGCUCUUUCUAACAAAAAAAUCCUAUAAGUUCUUUUUAAUAUCUACGAGU
Molecule: messenger RNA, 2995 nt
Organism: Anoplophora glabripennis (Asian longhorned beetle)
Lineage: Eukaryota; Metazoa; Arthropoda; Insecta; Coleoptera; Cerambycidae
Gene: Dyrk2
Product: dual specificity tyrosine-phosphorylation-regulated kinase 4
Exons: 12
Coding region: 183-1961 (592 amino acids)
Biological process (GO): peptidyl-threonine phosphorylation; peptidyl-serine phosphorylation
Cellular component (GO): nucleus
Molecular function (GO): ATP binding; protein serine/threonine/tyrosine kinase activity; protein serine/threonine kinase activity
Source: RefSeq, a predicted model, not a curated record